AUGAAGAGAGGGAAGUCACCCGGCCACGACGGCCUGAGCGUAGAGCAUCUGCUGCAUGCCGGGCUUCACUUGCCUAGAGUUUUAGCCAUGUUUCUGUCACUCUGUGUUGUCCAUUCUUAUUUACCGCCUGAUUUGAUGAAGACACUAGUAGUGCCAAUAACAAAGAAAAAGACUGGUGAUAUAUCGGAUAAGAACAAUUAUAGGCCAAUUUCUUUAGCCACCGUUAUAGCAAAAGUAUUUGACAGUUUGCUUGACGCUCAUUUGAGUAAGUGCUUUCAGCCGCACGAUGCACAGUUUGGAUUCCGCGCCGGUCUAUCUACUGAAAGUGCUAUUCUGAGUGUCAAGCAUACUGUCAGAUAUUACACUGAGCGGAGUACUCCGGUAUACGCCGUUUUUCUCGAUCUCUCGAAGGCGUUCGAUUUAGUGUCGUACGACCUGCUGUGGGAAAAACUCGAGAAAGUUAGUUUUCGACCUGAGUUGUUGGCAGUUUUCAGGAUGCUGCUGGGGCUGCCGCGCUACUGCAGUGCCUCAGGCAUGUUCGCGGAUGAGCGUGUGGACGGUUUCCCGGCGAUCCUGCGCAAGCGAUGUGCGUCCUUGUUGAGGCGCGUGCGCGCCAGUGGCAGCAGCAUCCUGCAGGUGGUCGCCCACAGUACAGACUGUCCGCUUAUGUGGCAUCUCGUGCGCGUGGCAAUAGGCGCAUUAUGA
Messenger RNA from Pectinophora gossypiella (pink bollworm), 705 nucleotides. RefSeq lists its product as uncharacterized. The record is from RefSeq and is a predicted model, not a curated record. The transcript has 2 exons. NCBI's taxonomy places the organism in Eukaryota, Metazoa, Arthropoda, Insecta, Lepidoptera, Gelechiidae. The coding region runs from base 1 to 705 and encodes 234 amino acids.